UGCUCAGAAAUGCACUGGCUAUAUAAAAUAUUAGGUCUGCCCACGAUCAGCCUGAAGCGAAGCUAAUAGCUUUUUCUGAUGCAGAAAUCUUGCCUUGGUGGGGUUUAGAGUCAUACCACCACUUUCCAUUUCUCCCAUUCUUAAUUCCUCUGCAGAACAAUGUCUCUAAAACCGGCGCUUCUGCUGGCCAUCUUCCUCCACAACUAUGCCAUUAUUGCGACCCUGGCUUCUGACCCUGAUCCAGUUCAAGACUUCUGCAUACCCCAGACAGGAAUUGCAACAUGCAGGAACUCAUCAGCUGUCACAGUGGAAGAUUUCGUGUUCUCAGGCAUAAAGUUUCCAGGGAAAUUCAGCGAAACGGGCUUAGCAGCUAAGCCAGUGAACGUUAAUGUCUUUCCAGGCUUGAAUACGCUAGGCAUGUCAUUUGUUCGAGCUGAUUUUGAAGUCGGCGGCAUCAACGUGCCGCAUUUCCAUCCAAGAGCAACUGAAAUAGCAUUUGUUCUGCAAGGAAGAGUUUAUUCAGGAUUCGUCGACACAGAAAACAGAAUUUACGCUAAAGUGAUUGAAAAGGGUGAAGUCAUGGUGUUUCCAAGGGGGCUCCUGCACUUUCAAAUGAAUGUUGGAGAUACGCCUGCUACACUGUUGGGAAGUUUUGACAGCCAAAAUCCUGGUUUGCUGAGAAUUCCAAAUGCUGUAUUUGGUACUGGGAUCGAAGAAAAACUUCUGGAGAAGGCUUUUGGGUUGAGUGCUAAGGAGAUUGCCAACUUGAGGAGGAAAUUUGCUCCCCACGAGUUGAGCUAGACGGUUAAAAUAGUUUAGCUAUUAGAUACUUCCAUGAAUAAUGCUUUGCUGUUUCCAUACACAGCAGACUGCGCCAACUACGAGAAUUGUGAUAUUGUCCCCUGUAAGACAUUUUCUGAGAGAAAAUUUUAGACAGAUUACCAAAGUUUUCUUCCUUUGAUGUUGUUCAUUGAUUAUUGACUGUGGGGAGCUUUUUGACAAGGCACAUUAUGGUCGAGUGUACUUGUACCUUCCAAGCCGAUCCAUAUGUUUUUGUAGAAAACAUUGUCAUCGAUGUUAUGCAUUGUAAUAAGAAAGA
Molecule: messenger RNA, 1099 nt
Organism: Theobroma umbraticum
Lineage: Eukaryota; Viridiplantae; Streptophyta; Magnoliopsida; Malvales; Malvaceae
Source: RefSeq, a predicted model, not a curated record